UUCAGACUGCUUCAGACUGUGGGCUCACACAGAGGAGAGUCGUGAACUAAGAGCGUGCAUCUGCCUGCACUUUGGUUUGGUCUUCAGAGAUUCACUUGCUCAGGAUUGCAGUGAAAGAAAUGAUGAAAGAGAACAUUUUCUCCUCUGUGAGUUCUGUGUAGGCUCUGUGUGAAGAGAUCGGACUAAGACAGAGAGAGACUGUGAGAAGAGUCAGAGGAUUGUUCUUUAACUUUAGUCACUCAGCGGAGGAGCAACAGAAUGAGGAGAAGGAACGAGUGCCUUCAGGCAGAUGGAGCUUUCACACACUGAGAGUGAGUGUCAAGUCAUGGACAUGUGUCAACUGUGCCGGCGAGGAUGGGCAAACUCGAGGAUGACCACGAGAGGAUAAUCCUCAACGUUGGCGGCACUAGGCACGAGACGUACCGCACCACGCUCCGGACGCUGCCAGGUACACGCCUCGCCCUGCUCGCCUCCAUCCCAUCUGCCGCCUUGUGUGGUUCUGGUUCUGGAUCGGAUGCAGAGUCUGCACUCCUGGACCAUCACCAUCAUCAUCAAAAUCAACAGGUGUGCAUUGGCAAUGAGUACUUUUUUGACCGUCACCCUGGUGUGUUUGCAUAUGUGCUGAAUUACUACCGCACGGGGAAGCUGCACUGCCCCGCCGACGUGUGCGGGCCACUGUUCGAGGAGGAGCUCGCUUUCUGGGGCAUUGAUGAGACAGACGUGGAGCCGUGCUGCUGGAUGACCUACCGCCAACACCGAGAUGCAGAGGAGGCACUGGACGUCUUCGACAUGAACGUGAUGGACAGUGGGAUGGGACAUGAGGAUGAUGAGGAGAAUGAUGAGGUGGACAAGCAUGAGGUGGGAAAGAGGAUGAGGGUUGGAGAGGCAGAGCAUGCAAGGGGGACGAGUUUGAGCCGCGGGAGGAAGUGGCAACCCGUCAUCUGGAACCUGUUUGAGGAUCCAUACUCGUCUCGGGCUGCUCGGUUUGUGGCCUUUGCAUCAUUGUUCUUCAUCAUGGUCUCCAUCACGACCUUUUGCCUGGAGACUCAUGAAGCCUUCAAUACCAUCAUCAACAAGACAGAAACUUUAAGGAACGAGAGUGUGCUUGACUUAGUGCCUCAGUAUGAGAUCGAGACGGAUCCGACGCUCACGUAUGUGGAGGGCGUCUGUGUCCUCUGGUUUACCUUUGAGUUCUUGGUGCGAGUGACAUUCAGUCCAGAUAAACUGGAAUUUGUCAAAAGCGUGCUGAACAUCAUCGACUUUGUAGCUAUCUUACCGUUUUAUCUUGAAGUUGGACUAAGCGGUUUGUCAUCUAAAGCAGCAAAAGAUGUUUUGGGGUUCCUUCGAGUGGUCCGAUUUGUACGUAUUCUCAGAAUCUUCAAGUUGACUCGUCACUUUGUCGGACUCCGGGUUCUUGGACACACCCUGCGUGCCAGCGUGAACGAAUUCUUCCUCCUUAUCAUCUUCCUUGCCCUCGGUGUCCUUAUUUUUGCCACCAUGAUCUACUACGCAGAGCGAAUUGGCGCUAAUCCCAAUGACCCGACCGCCAGUGACCACACCAUGUUCAAAAACAUUCCUAUUGGAUUCUGGUGGGCCGUGGUCACCAUGACAACUCUAGGGUAUGGCGACAUGUACCCUCAAACAUGGUCUGGAAUGCUGGUUGGGGCGUUAUGUGCCCUAGCAGGGGUGCUAACAAUAGCAAUGCCUGUUCCUGUUAUCGUCAAUAACUUUGGCAUGUAUUACUCGCUAGCCAUGGCUAAGCAGAAGUUACCAAAAAAGAGGAAGAAGCACGUUCCACAGGUGGUACAAACUGCAUCUCCAUCUUUCUGCAGGACUGAUCUGAUUUUAGCCUGCAACAGCAAUCCUGUAGAUUUACGUUUGGGACAGAGCCGAGGACUUGAGGGCCACCGAUCAGAAGUCAGUGCAGGAAGUGACAUCACUACAACUCCAGAGGAACGAGUUCCUAUGCAGGGUCGACAUGGUGGAGGAACUUGCUUCCUGUUGGCUGCAAGUGAUUACAGCUGCACUGCUGACUCCACCCUUCACAAAUCAGCUGCGACCAAACCUCUAGCUGAAAUACAACUAAUAUCAGCUAAAAAUGGAGAGGGAGGAGCCAAUACAGACUCAGAUGGAUUUGACGACCUGGAUUGGACAGUAUGGAAUAGAAUAACUUUGUGA
This is a messenger RNA of Clarias gariepinus (North African catfish), 2178 nucleotides long. It is a transcript of the gene kcnc2, whose product is annotated as potassium voltage-gated channel, Shaw-related subfamily, member 2. The record is from RefSeq and is a predicted model, not a curated record. NCBI's taxonomy places the organism in Eukaryota, Metazoa, Chordata, Actinopteri, Siluriformes, Clariidae. Gene Ontology annotation, cellular component: axon; neuronal cell body membrane; voltage-gated potassium channel complex. The transcript has 4 exons. Gene Ontology annotation, molecular function: protein binding; delayed rectifier potassium channel activity. Bases 355 to 2178 code for a protein of 607 amino acids. Gene Ontology annotation, biological process: protein homooligomerization; potassium ion transmembrane transport.